GCCCCGUGGUCGGGCGGACGUAGCGAGAAGAACCUCGUAGGGGGGAGAAAAAGAUCCGAGGCGAAUAAUGUUGUUGUACUUGCUAGACGUAUUAUAUUAGUUUUUUUUAUCUCGUAUUCUUUAACACCAGGGCUAUUUGCCGUAGGCGAAGACCACCGUGGCAAUAUUGGCCCGAUUCUAGUCUUUGGAAGGGGGUGAAAAAAACAUUUAAACCACUGUUAAAAAAGUGCGAGAGAGUGUUGAAGGCAUACAUACAGUGCGCGUGUCUGCGCGAUUGGUUAAGGGUUGGGGAGUUGACAAAGACGACGACGACGACUACUACGACGAAGGUGGUGGUAGCCGUAGGAGUUGGCGGCCAGUGGUGGUUGUGUAGGUAGGGAAUCCGGUGACGGGUGAGUGGACGGUGACAAUUCGGCAUCGCGAUCGGUCGGUGGCAGAUCGUAGUUACAUCGUCAGCAAUGGUGGUGGUGGUGGCAUCAGUCGUCGUUCUGGGUAUGGGUUAACCUUCGACAGCUGACAAGUCGACCCACAGUAGCUGUGGCUCGUAGUUGUAGGGGGUGGUGGGUGUGUGUGAGAGCUUAUUAACUACUGCGACUAAACCAAACUGCACCAUCGAGCAUCGCGACGUGCUAGUUGAGUUGGUGGCCAAAGUGAGUUGCGAAUCGGUGAGCGAGCAGUGAUUGUUGUGUGGGCUACACAGGUGUCGUCGUCGUCUUGUCGAGGUGAUUGAAGCGAGUGGCGUGUGGGUUCGUUCCCUCCAUCAUCAUCAUCCUCCUCCCACGGGGCCCCCCCCCACACCACCCCGGGUCGAGGGUCGGGGCGCCCUGCGGCCUAGCGCGGGCUCCACUGGUGGCGAGGCUGCGCAGGAGGGAAAUCACGAAGAGGACGACGAGAUUGACGAGAGAGACGAGAGAGACUGACUGUGGUGUGUGUGUGUGUUGGGGGGAGACGUGGACUGCAGUGGGUGGUGGGGUGGGUGGGAAGUCGUCCAGCCGGCGGCCCGAACGCGUCGCUGAAGUUGUUGGUUAAGCGCCGCUUAAGUUGUUAGUCGGCGCUGCGCUUUGCGUGGCGAGUGAAGUCGAUGAUAAUAUACGUCUCGUAAACUAUAGCCCUCCUACACUAACUAACUAACUUCGACUACACGACCCCCAACGGGUUGUCGGGAAGAAGAGGAGGAGGAGGAGAAAUAUAUCCCGAGAGAAGCGUGAAUUGGUUGAGGUGGUUAAAAAGGUGUCAGUUUUGUUGCCAGAUAAAAGGGUAAAAAAAAACAAUUAUAUUUUGUUACUGGCAAAUGAGGUUCCAAUGGUGGUUGAGGUGACUCGAAGGGAAACAAGGCGGGGGUGAAGAGGAGGCAAAGUGAUCGCGGAUGAAGUGAAGAAACGAGAAGAGGUUAACAGGUGGGGAAGGACGGCAGAGGAGGAUAAAGAGACGUGAAAGCAUCGGAGGAAAUUAGAAAUGGACUAAAGAAGAGGUCGCAAUUCUUCAGGUGAAGGAAGAGGUGGUACUGGAGCUGUUCACGGCACCAGGAGGUGGAGGAGGACCGAGGAGGGGAGGCUUCGAUUCCAUUUCUACCACCGGGACGAAGAUUGACGAUCGACGGACAAGAGAUUUGGAAAGUGUCGGUGCCUCCAUGAUCGGAUUCCCAGCGAUCCGGAAAGAUAAUGGGGACUGAGGGCUCUGUGCAGCAGCAACAACAGUAUCCGGAGCCUCUAACCCAAAAGCAGUCCGAGUUGGUGAAGAGAGAAGAUAAAUUGCUGACGUGGGACACGAGGCCACUUUCCAACAUGGAUUUCCCCGAGGACCAGGGCUCGCCAGGGAGACCAGGCCAACAAAAGUCCGACGGUGGCACUGGGUCUUCGUGGGCUGAACUGGUUCAGGACAGCGAGGUGUCCUCCCUCUGCAUCCUGGAUGACGAAACCUCGGUGCCCGAGGAGCUCUUCAAGACGGUGGCCGAGUCCAUGGGGCUGUACAUGGCCGAUGGUGGGAACUUCGACCUGCUCGGCGACGGCUCUUCUCAGGACGUUGACGCAGCUAUUUUUCAGGGUGAGGACUUGCGCUCUUCACCCUCAAACCUUUCUCACGUUGGUCCACGGGUUAGCCCGUUCCCAAGUGUCAAGCCUGGCGACGACUCUGCUGGUGCUCAAGAGAGCAUGGCAAGCCCUGUUUCGACAGCUCUCGGAUCAAAGCCACAGCAACAACAACAGAAGCAGCAGCAGCAACAGCAGCAGCAGUCUCAGCAGCUUCAUCAGCAGUCAGCAAAUAUUUCUGUGAAACAGGAGAAACAGCAGCCGCAGCAACGUUCAGAAACACAUGUUUUGAUGAAACCAGAAGCUGACGUUGGAGCAGAUUGUAGCCACUUCUCUCAUGGAAACAUGCAGCCAAACAGGCCAAUUAAGGUGGAGCCCCAGUCGUUCGAGAGUCCGUCAGCAUAUGGGGGACCUCAGCUGAUGGGUUUUGAUUCGAAUUUACACACAUACGGGGACAUGGACUCCAGUGCGAGGCACACAGAAAGGGGGUCAUUUCCGGGUCCGUCCAGGGGUGACACCGCUGCGAGCCGUGCCAACGUCAAAGAGGAAGACUCUGGUUGUGAUUUACACAUCUGCACGCCGGGCGUGCUUAAGAGAGAGUUGGAUGAACUCAGUUACUGCGCCAUGAGUAUGAGCACAUCCGUGGCAGCGGGCUCCCCAUUCGGGGAAGGGGUGGAGUUUCAGUUGCCCUACUCUGCAUCUGCCACAUCCUUUCGUCCGUCCGUUGCCACCUCGUCCGCCUCGGGCAUCUCCAACUUUUCAAAUGGGAAUAAUUUUGGAUUCCUUUCUCCCAAUGGAGUACAACAGGAUGGAUUUCCUUACCCUGGUUUCACUAGUCCCGCACAGUCCUCAGUCCCUCCGCAGAAGGCCUGUCUCAUCUGUAGCGAUGAGGCUUCGGGCUGCCACUACGGAGUGCUCACCUGUGGAAGCUGCAAGGUGUUCUUCAAGCGUGCCGUGGAAGGUACGCGACAAGGACAGCACAAUUAUCUGUGCGCCGGCCGAAACGACUGCAUCAUUGACAAGAUCCGCCGCAAGAACUGCCCAGCUUGCCGUCUGCGCAAGUGCAUCCAGGCGGGAAUGACGCUAGGAGCACGCAAGCUUAAGAAGCAAGGCCGGGUAAAGGGAGAGAACCAGCGCAGUCCAGCGUCCUCCACAGCCACCACCUCGUCUGCCACCCCGCAACCCUCCAGCAACUCGACGGCCGUGGCCACGUUCUCGCCACCGCCGACCGGAGAGCCCAUCUUCUCGCCCACGCUCAUCGCCAUCCUGCAGGCGAUCGAGCCCGAGGUGGUCAUGUCCGGCUACGACAACACGCGGUCCCAGACCACCGCCUACAUGCUGUCGAGCCUCAACCGCCUCUGCGACAAGCAGCUCGUGUCCAUUGUCAAGUGGGCCAAGUCUCUACCAGGUUUCCGAAACCUGCACAUCGACGACCAGAUGGUGUUAAUCCAGUACUCAUGGAUGGGCCUGAUGUCAUUUGCCAUGAGCUGGAGGUCCUUCCAGCACACCAACAGCAAGCUGCUCUACUUUGCUCCUGAUCUGGUUUUUGAUGAGACACGCAUGCAGCAGUCGGCGAUGUAUGAAUUGUGCGUAGAAAUGAGGCAAGUCUCGGAGGACUUCAUGAAGUUGCAAGUCACUUCAGAGGAGUUUCUGUGCAUGAAAGCCAUCUUGCUCCUGAGUACUGUCCCACAAGAGGGCCUGAAGAGCCAGGGCUGUUUCGAGGAGAUGCGGAUCAGCUACAUCCGGGAAUUGAACCGGACCAUUGCGCGGACGGAGAAGAAUGCCGUGCAGUGUUGGCAGCGCUUCUACCAGCUCACCAAGCUGCUGGACUGCAUGCAGGAUCUCGUGAGCAAGCUCCUGGAGUUCUGCUUUGCAACCUUCACGCAGACGCAGGUGUGGAGCGUGGAGUUUCCUGACAUGAUGGCCGAGAUCAUCAGUGCGCAGCUGCCUCGAAUCAUGGCCGGAGAAGCCCGGGCACUCCACUUCCACAAGAAAUGAGUCACCCGUUUGUGGCUGGCAAAAGUGCUUGAUUGUCGGGGGGGGGGGGCGAGGAAAAAAAGGUGUCAGUUUUGGCUUGGCCCCCCCAGUGGCUCUUUGUAACCAGUCAGAACGUGCACUUCGAGAAAGAUCACAGCCCCAAUGAAUUAUCGGUGCAUGUCAUCUUGUUUUGGAGAUAUUGAGGCCUGCUGUCUGGCCAUAGUUUCCAAUAGAAAGCCAUCCCCAUGUUGCAAUUAUCCUUCAGCUUCAGAUGUAUCCUGUGACCCAAGCUCAAAACUAAUUUUGAAUGAACUUGAGCAUUUUCAGAAGCAACGUUUGCAGUAAGGGUUUUGUGAAUACCGGAAUAUAAAGCACCUUCAGUCUGCACCAUACAUGUUUCAGCAACAAGGGCACAUGCUUACAUUCUACCCGUUAAUUUUUCAAAGAAUUCAGAAUAGUGUUGGUUGUCCUGCAGAACUUUAUAAUACUGCCUUGUCCCUUUCUCUUUCCAUGAAAAUGGCCUUUCAAGAGACACAGUUUGUAUUUUUAGCUCCCAGCCCUUUUAAAGAGCAAAAUCCAACUGUUUAAACCCACAAGAGACUAUUCAUGCUAUCUUUUUUAGACUUGGCCUAGCUAAAUGGAUUAUCUUUAAUCGUCAACCAAAACUAAUCUUUAAUUCUGUUUGUUAUUAAUAUACAUGCCUCAAACGUAUUUUCAGAUGUAUACACUUUUCAUUGGCUACUUGGAUUGUGGCAUUUGCCUGUAAGGCUGUCUUGCUUUGGCCUAGGCCGCUUCCUGAGCAAGAACUUCUAUUCAUCGCGAAACACAGAUGGUAGCGGUAGUGCCCAGCAUCCACACAAUUUACAGCCGUGGCUCGAAAUGUUUCAAAGACAAAAAUAGGCAUCCCUGUAAAAAUAAACAACAAGCCAUUUGUCAUAAUGUACCUCUGUUUAAUUCAGAGUUCCCCGAUGAAAAAGAGAGCCCCCCCCCCCCUUACCUUGGGCAAUUGGUCGUCUAUAUGGCUGAUAUGAUGUGAAAUUUUAUGCAGUUCCAAUGAAGUGGCGUGCUGCAUUGAAGCACCACGCGGUAAUUAGUGAUUGGCUAAGCGCAGUGCUACAGUGGCGACGUUCGCCCUUCUUGUUGGAGAGGUCACCAUUUUAAUCGACUUAGUAUUUUUUUUUAGAUUGCACAGAUGUGCAUCAUGAGCCAUCACAAAUGUUUGAUUUGCAAGGUCUAAUGAGAAAACGACAUACUUGGUGAGGUCAUUCUCUCCAAGUGGUAGUUUGAAAUUCUGGAAUUGAAAUAGUAAAAAUAUAAAAUUCCGGUUACAUUAUAUAAUUAACAUGACAUGGGGAAAUCUCACAGGUUUUUUUAUUGUCAGUUUUUGUUUUAUUGGCAAAGCCGUGUAACAUUUUUACAUCGUGUCACCUGUAGUUACAGUGAUAUUGUAAAGAAACCGCAAGAUAAUUUGUCAUUGAGCACUUUGAAAAGUCAUUGUUCGGGCUAUCGAUUUGUCAAAGUCAGCCAAACACUAAAGAAAUACAUUGCAAGAUGGUCAGAAAGAUUAGGUUGUCUUUACUCUUGGUAGAACACUGGACACAAUAAUAGCGCUUGCUUGUGAAUUUCACAGGAAUUUUUUUUCUUUCGUUUUAACGGCUUGCCUCGGUAAUUAUAAUUUUUUUUUUAGAUUUACACACAUCGUCAUCCAUCGGUCAGAAUUCGAAGUCGAGUAAGGUGGCGGUGAGGUGCGUGACACGCUCGCAUCGUUCACGGCCGUGGCGGCGGACUUAUGGGUGCUUUUGGGUGUGGGACUGGAAUGUAGCUGAAAGGCAGCGGAUGAUUGUGAGGGCAUAGGCAAACAAUAUGGCAAGUCACGGCGAGGUACUGGAUCCACUUUUACAAUGUUGCAUGUUGUAACUAUGGCAAACUGUAGGACUCUGCUUUUGUCAACUUGUGAUGGAUCGUUAGCCCUAGUAAUCAUUAUCCUGAGUGAAAAGUCAAGAUGGUGUGUACAUUUUUUGUUUAUUAUAACAGGUCGAUCACAAUGUUAUAAUAGCGACACUAAGUACAGUUACGAGUCCAUCCUGCAUUCAUAACAUCUUACUAGUAGAGCAGGUGAGCUUCAGUGGCUUAAAAUAUAAUCCUUUCAUCUCCAUGGCUUUGCGGGUGCAGAAAACUAAAAACAGAAAAUGUAAGUCGCGUUCAUCAUCGUUAUAUCAUUUGUGAUUUUUUUAAAUUUUAUUUUUCGAUUAUUUCGUGCGCAAGAGGAGGGGAGGGGGGGUGGCAACAAGGCACUUCACUUGCUAGCGUGCGGGAAGAGCGACUGAAGAAAUCUCUUUGGGAUUUUUUUUUUGUAUUUAAUGAUUGUGGAGCACUACUUUUGCAAAAUUCUUGUUUGUGCAGCUGGGCAAUGGAGGCAGCACGCUUGAGCUUAAAAGAGAGAGGGUUUUUGGGAAAAGGGUGCCUUGCAUCGUGAGCGAUGGAGCGGGCACCUGCUGCUGUUGUUGUUUGUGCGUACAUGGCGAGAUCGCGAUACCUGAGCAAUCUCCCUUUUAGGUGUUGGUUCACUGAUUUCUCUCUCGUUUUUUUUCUCUCUCUCGUGAUGUUUCUCUUUUCUCUUUUUUUUUCUAAAAAAAAAAUGUUUUAUUCUGUUCGGUCAUUAAAUUAAAGUGUUGUCCAAAAAAAAAGUUUGUAAUUUAUAAGAGAAUUAACUCCAAAAUACUAACAGACGACAAUCAUAUUAAUAGAAUGUUUAAAACAUGUUAUUUUGUUUAAAAAAUAAAUAAACAAAGAAUAUAUAUGGUAUAGAGUUUUAUAUUUAAUAUAUAUAUUUGGCCAUCUUGCUAGGUAUUACACAGAAUGCACGUACGCAAUGGAGAACAUGGAUCGGCGCGGUCUUUGCUGCAUCACUUCACACUUAACGGCACCUGUUACUCAGCGACGGGGAAUAAAGGACCUCUCGCCAAUUACGUACCAAAUGUUGAAGAUCCUCAUUUUGUAUGUUUAAUAUACUCAUAAUUAUUGGUGGCAAGGUGGGUUUACUUUGUUUGGGUAACUGCCAUUUUAUUUUGUAUGUAAAUUUUUAAUUUACAGAUGCACAAAGAGUUAGUGUUCUGUGGGACGUGAGUUGGUCGAACACUUAAAGGGUAUGUGAAGUAAAAUGUACAAAUGUUGCAUGCCCGUAAUUUCACAUGCAAUGUUUUCUUCUUGGAUCUGAUUGUAUAUAAAGGAGAGAGGAGAGAGGGGGGGGGGGGGGAAGUGCAGCAUUAUGAGUAUGUCAAACAUCGAUUGUAUCGUUCAAGGCUAUAGAGAUGAAUGCGAGACGUCGUGAUUGGCAGCUGUGUUGACGUGAGGAGGGGGCGGGAGGGGGGUCAAAUGGUUAACGGCCAGAGAGAGAUGUGUGGUGGGUGCCGAACCAGGAGUUUGGGGUGGCGAAGGGUCUGGCGUGAGUGGGUUGCAGAGUGCGAGGUGCUGGGGGCGGAGGGGGUUGAAGUGGCGGUGGUGGUCCCCCCCCCUCCCCUCCCCCUGAGCGAUGGGUUUGGGGGGGGGUCACCGUGAAAUCUGUGUGGCUGUGGUUGCCCCAUCAAAGGUAUGGCUGUUAAAAAAAAGAGCCGUUUUCGGUAACCACUGGUACACAUUUUAAGGUUUUACAUUUUUACAGAUAUUGUACAGUGGAUGCUUCUUUUGGCCUAAGCAUGCUUCUAAUUUUUUGAGGAGAAAAAAAUGGACUAACUAAAUGAAUCGAUUAUUUACGGUGGUGCCUUGCAUAUUGGGAUAACAGAUGAAAAAGAUGUCAUAUUUUUGCUGUGAUUAUGUACGUUAAAAAAAGCACUUGCUAAGAUGUUAAGUUUUACUAUUUUCGUGUCGAGUACUUAAUGACCCUUAAUUUCCAAAGUACGUUUUUAUUUCUGAUGGUCUCAUAAUUCAGGCUGGCAACGAUAGUCUGAAGGUGGGCGACAUGGUAAUCGGACUCGACGUGUUCCUGCUAAUCACAAGGCUAAUUCCUGUAGGCUUUUUUUGUUUGCAUCUGCUCUGUAUACAAACUAUUAGUGAUAAAAAAAACCCUGUUAUUCUUUAUUUGACGUUGGUUUGUGCUUAUUUCACAUAUUAUAAGACACAUGCUGUGCAUAGCGUCAAACGUU
Messenger RNA from Lethenteron reissneri (Far Eastern brook lamprey), 8146 nucleotides. RefSeq names its product nuclear receptor subfamily 3 group C member 2 (gene NR3C2). Gene Ontology annotation, biological process: regulation of DNA-templated transcription. Gene Ontology annotation, molecular function: sequence-specific DNA binding; DNA-binding transcription factor activity; zinc ion binding. Lineage: Eukaryota; Metazoa; Chordata; Hyperoartia; Petromyzontiformes; Petromyzontidae. The record is from RefSeq and is a predicted model, not a curated record.